AUGUUUGUGCGACUCCGUAUACUACUAUGGAGGGCGGAGAAGAAGUUACCGCGGCGCUUCCGUGACGUCCCUGAUGAGUUUACGGAUCUGCGCACCUCUAACUGCCGUCCGAUGCUCUUCACGCCAAAGAGGCCCGAACCGCUACGUGACCUACGCAAGUUGGAUGAGAUUAUUAUUGAUGACGACGCCUUAUACUCGGACAACUACGCUGGAUUCAGAGCCGAUCCUUCACAGCAGCCUGUUGCAGUGUUAGACCCCGAACGGAUGGGGUUGCCACCGCAGCUCGUGUCUUACUUGCAGGGUCAUCUCACAGAGCCCUCAUCUCACCUUACCUCUGGCAACCACCCACACCAAUUUAGGGGUCUCACCAUGGUACAGGCCCGAAUCUUGCAGCACAUGUACGCAAGCCAGGAUGUCGCCGUCUGCUCUCCGACAGGCACCGGGAAAACCUUCGCUCUUUGUCUUGGCGUCAUCGCGCGACUCAUGCGAAGCGGGCCCAUGAAGCUAUUCUCUAUUCUUAUUCUUGUCAGCAACGAUAGUCUUUGCCUUCAGGUAGAGAGGUGGCUAAAAGCAAUGUGGUGGUACCCGAACGACGACCGCCUAGUGCUGGCGGCCACGCUAGAUUUAUCACCGAAUAUGGUGUACGGACGUUUAACUAGGGAGUGCGUUCGGGAUGCUGCACAUCCGGAGCGUAUCAUUGGUGCCAUUGACCAACGACCUUACAUCGUUGUGUCGACACCGAAGGUCUUCUGGACUUUUUACGAGAGGAGGUGUGCUGCUAUCUUUAAUCGCGAACGCCGCCGUGGCAAACGAAGCCACUCAUUCUCCCUCACUCCCGUUAUUCCUACCCUAGACUUGAUUGUUGUGGAUGAAGUGGAUGAAGUAAUGCCUUCGACCGACUUGAAGGCACCUGGGAAUGCACUUCUGAAGGAGCUUUUUCGUCAUGUUAAGUAUCAAGCACCCGUUCAGAUGAUAUUCACAAGCGCCACACUUGCAGGAUCGACUGUGAACCACAUUCGUCGCUUUAUGAAGAAAGACUUGCUAGCCGACAGGUCUUCGCGCCUUUUUGAGUCUGAGCAGACUCAUCAGCAGCGGAUGAGGGAUAUCACUGGGAUUAUCUCUCGUGCAGCUGUACCAGAGAACAUUUCACACCUUUUCUAUAUCGCCGAUAGCUUGGCAGAGCAGACGGAGUGCAUUAUAGGGGCAAUGCGGCGGUCCUGCAUAGGUUCUGACUUGCUGCAGGACGCAGCUGACAGCGAGGAAAGGUUGAAGUCAGAUACCGCUGUCAGCCACAUCCUCUUUAUCAUACCAGACACCGCUGAUGUUGAGCAAUUCGUGAAAAUGGUUCUAGUGCCCAGCCAAGAAGGGUUUCAAGCAGGAGAAAGGAGCCAGGAUGCAGUUCCUGAUGAACACCCCAUGCCAACCUAUACCAUCAAUUUGUUGGAUCAUGAGCGUAAGGCCCGACAGCGGCUUCGACGCAAGGAGGAGACCGAAAAAUUUCUCUCCAGAACGCGGCGUUUGAGGUCCGAACAGCUCGACAGCUCGGCGCGCGAAGAAGCCCUGUUUUAUGAUGCUAACCCUCAUGAGCAAAGUGGCACAGCUUUUCACCACGAGAGCCACGACGGUGCCCCCUUACCAAGCGGAGUCGACGCCAAGCGUGUUCUUCGAGAGACCGGCAACCCCGAGACGCCACCGGCGGCGACGCCCUCGCGUCCGAAUCCGAGUCCAGACUUCUCCUCCAGGGAGGUGGCGCCCCCCCCUUCUCGUCCCACCCGCCACUGCUACGUCGCCGGCUGCUCCAACGUUCGCGGGCUCGACCUGCCGUCCCUCACGCACGUGUUCAUCCUCGCGCAGCCGCGGUCGGGUCUGGAGUACGCGCACUGGUGUGGGCGUGUGGGCCGCUUUGGGCGGCCUGGUGUAUCUGUGACACUGAUGUCACGUGGGGCGACGCGCAUGAUGGGACGCUUCUGCGACGCGUUGGGGCUGCCUUUUAGGGUGGAAAAGCGCCUGGCGGAGAUCGACGUAGACGCGGGGCGGCGGAUGCACGCAUGGGAGACGGAGGAACCGCCGCAGCGGUAG
Phytomonas sp. EM1 is the source of this 2079-nucleotide messenger RNA. NCBI's taxonomy places the organism in Eukaryota, Euglenozoa, Kinetoplastea, Trypanosomatida, Trypanosomatidae. The record is from the annotation of a GenBank genome assembly.